AUGCCCCAGAAACAGGUCCCGACCCCGCAGCCCGACGGCCCUCCAGGCGCGUCCACCUCAACGUCGCCCGCUGCCAGGCCGUCGGUGACGCGCUACGCCUGCGCCGCCGCGCCGCCCCGUGACGUCAUGGCGCCCGCGCCGCCGCCGUCUCCGCGGUCGCGUGUGUCUUUUCCUAGUAGCCUGGGCGAUAGCUGUCUUUAUAGUGAAUGUUCACAAGGAUUGUCUUCCGGCAUGGCCUUGGGAUUAAGAUGCUUCCGCUUGGUCCACCCUGUCUUUUGUAACUCCUUUGCAGCCUUGACCAGACCUGUUUCAGAAGUGACGCUGAAGACAGUGAGUGGCAGACAAAGUGACCAUGGACAAUACAUGGCCUCACCAGCUGUACCAAUCCGUUAUUUCGCUACCAAGAAAGCCAAAGCCAAAGGGAAAGGACAGUUCCAAACCAGAGUGAAUCUUAAUGCUGCCUUGAUUGAGGAUAUAAUCAGCUUGGAAGAGGUGGAUGAAGAAAUGAAGUCUGUGAUAGAAGCGCUCAAAGAUAAUUUCAAUAAGACUGUCAAUAUAAGGACCUCACCAGGAUCCCUUGAUCAUAUCACUGUGGUAACUGCUGAUGGGAAGCUUGCUUUAAACCAGAUUGGCCAGAUCUCCAUGAAGUCUCCACAGCUGAUUUUGGUGAAUAUGGCCAGCUUCCCAGAGUGUACAGCUGCAGCUAUCAAGGCUAUAAGAGAAAGUGGAAUGAAUCUGAACCCAGAAGUGGAAGGGACGCUAAUUCGGGUGCCCAUUCCCAAAGUGACCAGGGAGCACAGGGAAAUGCUGGUGAAACUGGCGAAACAGAACACCAACAAGGCCAAGGAUUCUUUACGGAAAGUUCGUACCAACGCAAUGAAUAAGCUAAAGAAAUCAAAAGACAAGGUCUCCGAGGACACCAUUAGGCUCGUAGAGAAACAGAUGCAUGAAUCCCAAAGUCUGGUAGCUGUGGGACCUCACGCCUACUGCCAGCACUGACCUCCUGAGGCUGUCAUCCAAGGGAAGCUGAAGCUGUAACCAGGGAGUGAGGCAACAGAGGGAAGCGGUUUGACCUGUGUGGGUGUCAGGGACCCAGUGGGUGAGCAAGCGAUGGGGCAGGGGUUAGAAACAGGACAAUAGUCAAUCAGGAGGGUUCAGAGACCCACAAGGAGGAGGGACGGAUAGGGAGAGGUGAGUCAGAGAGAGGAGAGGGAGACAGAGACAGAGGCAAUGAAGAGACAGAGACACGACAUGAAGGCCAGAGGGAGGGAGAAAGAGGCAGAAUCAGAGAGACAAAGACACACACACACACACACACACACACACGCACGCGCGCGCACACGUGCACAUACACAUACAGGCACAGAGUCCGCAGGUAGUGACAGAGAGAUGGAGAUAGUCAGAAAGAAACAGAGGGUGAGAGUGAGACUGUCAUCCCAAAGAGAUAUUCUGAGACACCUAGAAGGAGAGACACUGAGAUAGAGACAGAGACACAGAGGGAGAUAAAUACACGCGAAGAGAGAACACGACAGAAAUCCAGGGGAUGAAACACAGAGGCAGUUAAGACAGGAAGAAAGGAAGGAAAGAGAGAAAAGAAAGAGAAAGAACAGAACAGAAAACCAGGAGGAGACACAUGUAGCCAGAGCUGGAGACUGAGUGAGGCAGAGGGAGGCGUGGGGGGAGAGCGAGCUGUUGAGCUGGUGGCCGCACAGCCCCCGACGGCCGGCCAGCCCCGUGUGUGCAGGGUGUGGGUGGAGGAAGAGACUGCACCAGCCCGGGCCAGGGCUGCAGGGACCAGAUAAGGACGCCUGCCAAAGGAAAGCGGGGAAGGAAAGACGUUUACAAAUCCCCCCGGGGGGAGAAAGCCAGGGAGGCUGCCCCAGGCCUAGAGAACAAUGGGUACUUGACUUCAGUGGGUCAUUAAUGAGACAAUUAAUGGAAAGAGUAACAGAGGCCUCCCCAGGGAGGACUCAGAGGGUGGAUGAGUGGAAUUAUUGUGGAGGGCGGUUCUAAGGUCGGGGGGUGGGGGGGUCUGUCCCCACACUCCCAGAUGUCCAGCAUGCCAGUGGCAGAUUCCCGGUCUGGGGCUUGGGGCCUCCCUCAGCUCUCCACACAUGCCCUGUGCUCCCUCCACCCUGGACCCUUGCCAGCCCCCCUUUCCUAUUCCCGUGCCUUUGCUGCUGCCGCUUCCUCUACCUGGAAUGUCAUCCCUUGAUUAUCUCCAUCUAUGGAAACCCUGCCCACUCCAGGGGUAAAUAAGCGUGGCACAUCCAUAGAUGCCCUGCUGAGGCAGAGCCACAUGUUUGAAUAAGAAGAGAGCCCCAGAAACAUAAUGGGCCGUGGAAAAAGCAGGCAGAGUCAGAGAUACGGUGUGACGCCCCUUACGUAAACUAGAAGGACAUAAAAUAAUUUUUAAAAAUUAUUCCUGAUUCCAUUUUGCAUUAUACAUUCACUUCUUAAAGGGAGGGUUGUGAAGAGAUUCUUAACCAAAUUCAUAAUGGGAUUGCCACUGGGGAUUGGGGGAAAAGCUUAAAGGUACCCGAAAGACAUCUCAUAUAUGUGGAUAGAAAUGAAAACUUGACCAAGUGUUAAAAUUUGGGGUUGUGAAAAUAGGAGUGGUUGUUCCUUUGUUCUCUGGUUUUGUUUUAAAAUUUUUUUUCCAGAGAGAGACAUCUUAGCUCUCCCCUAGACCCAGCUGAAGGCCAUUCCUGCAGGAAGCCUUCCAGGAAUCCAUCCACCAAUCAGAUGUGGUCUCCCUUUUCCCUGGCAUCAGUCUCUGAAGGCUCAAAGCGCUUUCCUUCUUGUGUUUUCCUUUGUGAUGUUCAUAGACUGUCUUCCCCACUGGACAGGAGCCCCUGGAGGACAGGGACUUCCAGCACCAGGCCGGCUCAGAGCCCGUGCCCAGGGGUGUCUGUGAGAUUGAACCUAGCUCUCCCAUCCACCACCGUGGGAGGCAAACCACCAAGGCUCUGAUGACAUCUUAGAUCCAAUACCCACAAAUCAAUUUUGGGGAGAGAGGGGUGGGCUCCUGAAAUUCAAAGCAUUCCUUCUAGAAUGGGGAUCUGGGGGAGGGGGCAGCUGCUACCCAGAAAUGUUUAGGAGGUCUUGUUUGCUGUGACCAGAAAAUAACCUGGUCCUAGUUAACUAGUGUCUGUAGCACCAUGGCUAAGAAAACCCAAUGUAGUCCCAGCUAGUUCCCCCUCCCUAGUGAGGUAGAGAGGCAUUUAGCUCCUCCCACUCAAAUCUACCUGUUAAAAGAAUCCCUAUUCCACUGGCCCCCAGUGAAUGCCAGUUGCUGGUAAAAUGGAGCUGUUGUAGAGGUGGGAGGAGGGAGAAGGACCAAGUGCUUGCCCACCCAUCCAGGCAGGCGUGGCCCGACCCUAACAGCAGAGCCCAUCUCCUGAGCACUUCGAACUCCAGGCUCUGCCCUGAGAUACAGUAUCUAAUCUGAUUCUCACAGAGUGCUUGCUCUACCAAGUUGGACUCAGAAAGUCUAAAGGACUUUGUCGAUGGCCCUUAAAUGGUGAAACUGGGACUCUAGUCUGACCUGGUUGGUAGGUGGAGGGGAUGUCUCUGGUGUGGGCGGUGGGGCUGCAUAGCUCUCCUUACUUCUAGGCAACUCCCCCUGCCCUGCCCUUUCUGUUUGUUUUUGAAGGUAGUUUCCUGGAAUCUGUUGUACAGGGGUCUAGGGUGGCCAGAAGCCCUGGAGGACACUAGUGUGACAGUGCCCUUACCCCCACAGGAAGGAGUCAAUAGCUGGGAGGAGACUGAGGCACAGAGAGGGAAGAAUGCAUCUCUUAACCGCAGAAUACAUGAGUGGUAGCGCUGGGACUUGAACUCAGAUUUCCUGACUGCCUCUGGCUCCCCUGGCUGUCCGUAUAGCAGGGCAGACCUCUCCACAGGAUUUUCAGUCUGCUGGGCUUUGUGGUAUCAUAAUGUCGUCGUGGGACAUAAGACUACAGAGUUUGGGGAACAGGGAGAGAACUUAGAGAUUGUCUCCUUCGGCUCCCUGUUUGCAGUGAUGGGGAAUUUAAGCCCCAAAGAAGGCAAAUGACUCACAAGGCCUUUUUGAUGUCAGGAAGUCCAGGCCAAAAAAAGCAGCCUCAUGAUCCACAGAAUCCCUUGGAUUCUCAGAAGCUAUUGACUCCAACUUUAGAAUGCAUUUUAAUAAUAGGUGACUUGGGGGGCGCCUGGGUGGCUCAGUCAGUUAAGCGUCCGACUUCAGCUCAGGUCAUGAUCUCACGGUUCAUGUGUUCAAGCCCUGC
Molecule: messenger RNA, 4265 nt
Organism: Leopardus geoffroyi (Geoffroy's cat)
Lineage: Eukaryota; Metazoa; Chordata; Mammalia; Carnivora; Felidae
Gene: MRRF
Product: mitochondrial ribosome recycling factor
Exons: 7
Coding region: 1-999 (332 amino acids)
Biological process (GO): translation
Cellular component (GO): mitochondrion
Molecular function (GO): ribosomal large subunit binding
Source: RefSeq, a predicted model, not a curated record